CGCAGCGGGCUCCAGGGUUUUGCGGCUCCAACGCGGAAAAAUAUCUGGCGCACUAAAAAUCCAGCGUCGUUUGUGCCCGGUGAAGGAACACAGCAGACCAGCACAGAUCUCUGGACUUUCCUGAACAUCUACGGGAGUAUCUGCAGAAGAGUCUGUGCUCAGAUCAAUCCGUCCCCUGUGAGACGCAAAGGGUUAAUCGAUCAACCAAACAACUGAGAUCAGGUGUCGUGGGAUCGAUUUGAAUGCCCAGCACACAAUUAGCCCACGCAUCACCAUGAACAGGAAUAAGCGUGAGAAAGAGUAUUACAGUAUAGAUGUUGGAGAUUCCACGUUCACUGUCCUGAAGCGCUACCAGAAUCUAAGACCCAUCGGCUCCGGGGCACAGGGCAUCGUCUGCUCGGCAUACGACCACAUCUUGGAGAAAAAUGUUGCUAUCAAGAAACUCAGUCGCCCCUUUCAGAACCAGACCCACGCCAAACGGGCGUACAGAGAACUGGUGCUCAUGAAGUGUGUCAACCACAAGAACAUAAUCGGACUCCUGAACGUUUUCACGCCACAGAAAACACUCGUAGAGUUCCAAGACGUUUACCUGGUCAUGGAGCUGAUGGACGCUAAUCUGUGCCAGGUGAUUCAGAUGGAGCUGGACCACGAGCGACUAUCCUAUCUGCUUUACCAGAUGCUCUGCGGCAUCAAACAUCUGCACGCAGCUGGAAUUAUACACAGGGACCUGAAGCCAAGUAACAUUGUGGUGAAAUCCGACUGCACGCUGAAGAUCCUGGAUUUUGGCUUGGCUCGCACAGCUGCCACUGGGCUCCUCAUGACCCCCUAUGUGGUGACACGCUACUACCGUGCACCAGAGGUCAUACUAGGCAUGGGGUACCAGGCGAACGUUGAUGUCUGGUCUGUUGGCUGCAUCAUGGCCGAAAUGGUCAGAGGCAGUGUGCUGUUUCCAGGCACCGAUCAUAUUGACCAGUGGAAUAAGGUGAUUGAGCAGUUAGGCACACCGUCUCAGGAGUUCAUGAUGAAGCUGAACCAGUCUGUAAGGACCUACGUGGAGAACAGACCCCGAUACGCAGGGUACAGCUUUGAGAAGCUUUUCCCCGAUGUUCUCUUCCCUGCUGACUCUGACCACAACAAGCUGAAAGCAAGCCAAGCUCGAGAUCUUCUGUCCAAAAUGCUGGUUAUAGACGCAUCCAAGCGGAUCUCUGUGGAUGAGGCCCUGCAACACCCCUACAUCAACGUGUGGUAUGAUCCAAGUGAAGUUGAAGCGCCUCCACCGUUGAUAACCGACAAGCAGCUGGAUGAGAGGGAACACACUGUAGACGAGUGGAAAGAGCUGAUAUAUAAAGAGGUGCUGGACUGGGAGGAACGCUCGAAAAAUGGCGUCAUCCGCGGACAGUCGGCUUCAGUAGCACAGGUGCAGCAGUGAAGAGCGCCUCCUAGCACAACUCCACAUCUUUACUCAUCCUCCGUGUCCACCAUCCUCGCAUUGUCCUCAGGGACAAAAAGCAGCUUGGAGACUUUGCGCUCCUCUUCCUCCAUCCGGGCCAGUUGGCUGCUGCAGUUGACCAUCACCCCGUUCUUCUCGCCUCCUCGACGUUCCUCCAUCUAUUUUUUUCUUUAAGACUAUUUCUUUUUUAGUCACAGGGAAAAAGUCCAGAGGAAGGUGGGAUUUAAUUUUUUAUUUUCCUUUUAGAGGCACCUUAAGAAGCUUUUAAACCAAACCAGCAUUACUUUGGUUGCUUUCUUUUUAUAAUGGGGACUCGAAUUUCAGGUCAGACUGAACCUAUAGCCGCAUCUCCUCCACAUUCAAUUGUGCGGUAAACUUUGAAAUGGGUUGAAGAUGCUUUGAAUAUCAAGAUCGCCAUGAGUUUAGCAGAGUGGCAUUCCUCGUAAAAGUCUCGGCUCUUCUAUUCUGGGACUAACUUCGAGUUUUUCGAGAAUUUCCAGAAUGCCUGUUCGAUACGCAAAAACUUUGUCACGACGUAACGCCGAGAUCAGGUCAUAACGCGUUUAUUCAGCUCUUUCACAACGAUUUUACGACGGCUUAUUUAUGAUAGGCAUUUUAACCUACUUUAACAUGUCCUCUCUUUCUUCUUCUUUUUCUUUUUUCGCGGUUGAUUUUGCGACUUUAUCGACGCCAUUGUGUUCCACAGAGGCCUCUGUAUGUGAUUUAUACUGUGCAGGGUUCGAGGUUAUAAUCGAAACGACAGUAAAGGGUAAAUUAAAGAUGAUGAUGAUGAUGAUGAUAAUUAGCGGUCUUUAGCGCUUUGUACAGCUUGGCCCCCGGAAUGCCAUAAGGCUCAUGUCAGGGUUAUUUACAAAAUUUUUUCUUAUGGUAAAUAUUAGACAAUUUGUGAAACCAUAUUUACAAUUUAAGGUCAUAUCGCUAAAUGACACAAUGCAUUCUGGGUAUUCGGUGCCAGCUAGAAGGUAAACACGAUCGAUUGCGGUGCAUUAUGGGACUUUGAGAGUGCACUGGGAGUUUACACUGGGAGAUUCCAGUGAAGCGUACGAAUAGAUGAGAAGUUCUGAGAAGAAGAUGGCGAAGGAAUAAUGUAGGAUCAGACUAAUACAGUUAAUACCUUGGUACUCUUCGGGAAUUCUUUCCAGAACUCGUGCUGAAACUGACGAGUUCCCGAACAAGUCUUUUUUUAACAAAAUGCAGUUCUAUACUGUAUAAAGAAAAUGCUUAAAGGCAUGAUUUAGGCUUAAAAUGCACAGAAAGAAAAGAGGACGCCAUGACACCGUUCAGACUCUUCAUGCAUGUGUUUUACCACGAGACUAAAGCGCUCAUGUGACGAGUACCAGGGUAUUACUGUAUUUCAUCGCUCACAUAUCAUUAUUCAAAUCCGCCAUCAGUGUAACCUCUGGAUGCUAUCGUUACUGCGAUUUUUAUUUAUUUUUUAUUUUUUUAAACAAUAACCUGAAUAUUCACACCUCCAUUAACCCCCGUUCACGCCAGUCAAGCCGACAGUGACGUGAGCAGCACGAACAUCAGCCGGGGAAUAGAAAAAGACUAAAAUUAAUAUUCCUAAUAAACGUGAAAAGAAGACACUGUAGUUGUAGACAUUACGUGGAGGGUUUGUUAAGGUUGAAUAAAAUCUGUAUAUAAUGUUAGUUAAGGAACUCUUUCAAGAAAGUGUUACCAUGAUCCUUUUUUUCUUGUGAAGGUGAAUAGGUUUGAUGUUUUUUUCAGCACAACUCCCCCGAAGCGUUUCUUGCCCCUCGUUUGGUAACUUGGCACCAGGUCGAUGUGAUCUGCAGCUCGAGCUGUAGCGAAGUUGAAUCCUAAACCUGGAGUUCUUUUCAUGUCUCUUAUGAAAGUGCCUGUCAUUCGUUUGCAGAGAAAAAAAAUCUUGGAAGAACAGAUUAUGGUUUCGUUUGAUGUUCGGAUUGUGUUUUUUAAAUUUUUUUUAUGUAGUGCGAUCGAUUUGAAAUGAUGGAUGGGUAGAUGAAGUGAUGGAUGGGUAGAUGAAGUGAUGGAUGGAUGGCGUGAUAAAGGGAUGGAAGCAGAACGUAUCGAUGUAGUUUGUGAACGAUGACUAUCCAUUUGGUAGGUUUGAAGAAAAGCUCAUGUCCAUGUGGUGCUGAAGGUCUUCAGUCUUGUUCCAGAAUGUAAAAACGUUCUUGAUGGUUCACGUACGUGGUGACUGACAGGAAGUACCGAAUACAGGAAACGAUGUGAAGCGGCCAGCUGGCGAAUUCUCCGCCUCGUUAAUGGCGCAGGUUUCGAAGCGUUUUUUUUCCUGUUUGUUUGUUUUUGCAGUUAGAUUUCUGUUCUUUGUCACGUUUUUGUUCAAAGUGCUCUUAUAUUCCUUUGGCCAGCAUUUAAUCAUUUUCUUUUCUUUAUGAAUGAAAUUCGCUUUUUUUUUUUUUUAUUCUAAUGUGAUUAUGCAAUCGCAUUACAAACACCUUCUAAUCCUGAUUCAAGUACACCUUGAUCAACUACCUCACUCUAAAUUUCUACAACUUCCUGUAUUUUUUAGUUGCCCAUUAGGUAUCCGGGAUGUGCGCAUACAAAUUCCUUAUUUAUUUAUUUGAAAGUUUGUCGAUAGUUCGGGAAAAAAAAAAAAUGUCUAGUUUUGUACAGUAUGUAUAUUUCACGUAGUAAAAAGGACUGUAAUGUACAAUUUUUUUUUUUUUUUAUUUUUUUUUUUUUAUUUUAUUUUAAAAACAGUUCAUGUGCAAUACCCUCUGCUCUGUGUGCUUACUUGUAACUGUAUCUAGCUACAAUAUGUUAGCUGUGUGUUCCCCAAGGUAGAGAACUGUUAGGUACUGUCAAAUUCAGUUCACGUCAAAUUUCAGCUCGAAUGAAUGAAUUUAGAUUCUUUUAUUGUAACUUUUUUUUUUUUUAUUCAGUUCUUUAUUUUGUGUCACAAAAACUGAUGUGGAACUAGGCAGAGGUGUAUGAUGUACAUGGAUAAUGGAUUGUUUAAGGCUGAAAGACUUUAAAGUAAAAAAUAAAAUAAAAUCCCCAAAAGCCUACUGGUGUAAGCUGGGCUGUAAUUUUUGUGAGCAAUACUGGCAAUGCAAAAUCCUGACUCCGUGUGCUAAUUAUUGCAUAUGGACGUAACUCAGAAGUGCACUACUAGAAUAAAUGCACUGGGAACGCACCAAGCCAAUGUUUAAAAACAUGUACUGCAAAUAAAAUACUUCUGUUGGAAU
This is a messenger RNA of Silurus meridionalis, 4668 nucleotides long. RefSeq names its product mitogen-activated protein kinase 8b (gene mapk8b). Gene Ontology annotation, molecular function: ATP binding; JUN kinase activity. The record is from RefSeq and is a predicted model, not a curated record. Lineage: Eukaryota; Metazoa; Chordata; Actinopteri; Siluriformes; Siluridae. Gene Ontology annotation, biological process: protein phosphorylation; JNK cascade. Gene Ontology annotation, cellular component: cytoplasm; nucleus. The coding region runs from base 275 to 1429 and encodes 384 amino acids. The transcript has 13 exons.